Molecule: messenger RNA, 1840 nt
Organism: Calidris pugnax (ruff)
Lineage: Eukaryota; Metazoa; Chordata; Aves; Charadriiformes; Scolopacidae
Product: transmembrane protein 68-like
Exons: 6
Coding region: 1-993 (330 amino acids)
Cellular component (GO): membrane
Molecular function (GO): acyltransferase activity
Source: RefSeq, a predicted model, not a curated record
AUGAUGGGUGGAAAAGAAUCCUGCGUUUCAGGACAGGUGCCAAUGACUGACCUGAGCUGCCUUGCCUACGUACUGGAAGAAUGGACUGUUGUGGAGUACCUGAAGAAAUACCUUUUCCAUAUGAUCAUCGCCUUGCUGACAAUGAGUGCAAUGCUAGUUGUUUUUAUAGUUCCUUUAACAAUCCUCUUUUUCAUUUACCUUAGUAAUAUUUUGCUUUUGAUAUAUCAGAGGAACAGUGAGGUAAAAGCAGACCCCUUGAGUGAAGUUUGGGAUAGUGCAAGGAAAACUAUAGCAAGCUUUUGGGAUAUAUAUGCAAGAAUAUGGCAUGGUUAUGAGCUUCAUGGUGUGGAAAACUUACCAGAAGGACCGGGCAUUCUUGUGUAUUACCAUGGAGCUAUUCCUAUAGACUACCUUUACUUUUUGUCUAGGCUGUUUCUCUGGAAGAAAAGACUUUGUCUGUCAGUCGCUGAUCAUUUUGUCUUUCGUUUACCAGGACUUAAAUUGCUAUUGGAAGUGACGGGUGUUAUGCCCGGUUCAAGGGAGGAGUGUCUCCUUGCACUGAAGAAUGGACACUUGGUGUCCAUCUCACCGGGUGGAGUGAGAGAAGCGCUGUUCAGUGAUGAGAGUUACCAACUCAUGUGGGGAAAUCGCAAGGGCUUUGCUCAGGUCGCUCUAGAUGCAAAAGUGCCCAUCAUUCCAAUGUAUACUCAAAAUGUCCGGGAAGGAUAUAGGAUGUUUAAAGAAAGAAGAUUUUUUAGGCAGUUGUAUGAAAGUACUCGAUUGCCGUUUACUCCUCCGUAUGGAGGACUUCCAGUUAAAUUUCGCACUUACAUUGGGGAGCCAAUCCCUUACGAUCCAAACAUAACUACGGAGGAAUUAGUUGAAAAGACCAAGACUGCCGUCCAGGCUCUCAUAAACAAGCACCAAACAAUCCCAGGCAGCAUAUGGAAGGCUUUACUGGAACGAUUUGAUAAACGUUGUAAAAGGGAUUAAAAUGCUUACAUUUAUUUCAUUGUUUUUACUGCAUACAGUAAAAAAACAAUGUCCUACGGCAAUGAUGACUAAUAAUUGGUGUUCAACCAGUUUAAUUUUCAAGAUUUACAGAUUCAACAGAAGAAAACAAUUCACCUCUUGAAGGUUCCCCUGUGUCUUUCAGGAGAUUCUGAAGUCAGAAAGACUGAAGAAGAAAACUUACAUAUAAUAGCAAUGCAACAGCUAAAUUCCCCAAAAGGAAAUCAUGCAGCCAGGAUUUCACAGAAUCACAGAAUCUUCUAGGUUGGAAGGGACCUUAAAAAUCAUCUUGUCCAACCGUCAACCUAACUGACAAAAAUAGACACCCGCACAACAAACAAGGAGCAUCACCAUCACUAAACCAUACCUCCCAGCACUACAUCAACCCGUCUUUUGAACACCUCCAGGGAUGGUGCCUCAACCACCUCCCUGGGCAGCCCAUUCCAAUGGCUGAUAACCCUUUCAGUGAAAAUUUUUUUCCUAAUAUCCAGCCUGAACCUACCCUGAAAUUUGCCUGGUUCCUAAAACAAGGAUGUACAUACACACAUCUGAGAGCCCCAGAAGUUUUGUCUAGAUCUGUGGUUUUAUGUUAUGAGCGAUUCGCGGUCCAGUCUGGGAGCAGAACCUCAGAGUAGGUGUUGUCCCACCGGAGUCUCCACCCCUUGUUGGUCACCUUCCUUGUUGGACCCCACGUGAGACGGUGUCAGAAGAGAAACGGCCUCGCUUUAGCUAACGAACUACUGCUUAGGCCAUUUUUCUAGAGAGACUAUACAAAGAUAAAUAAUCCCAUAAAACCAGAUAUUAAGACUCCUACAAACGCAUCAGCUUA